Molecule: messenger RNA, 612 nt
Organism: Trichoderma virens Gv29-8
Lineage: Eukaryota; Fungi; Ascomycota; Sordariomycetes; Hypocreales; Hypocreaceae
Exons: 2
Coding region: 1-612 (203 amino acids)
Source: RefSeq, a predicted model, not a curated record
AUGCCUUCUAUCCUCGCAUCUGCCCUCUCUCUCCUCUUCAUCUCCUCCCAGCUCGCCGUCGUCAACGCUGGAAACUCCAAGUUCUACCUCGACCAGCUAAACUGCGGCGGUGGCACCUUUGUUGACUUUGACAUCACGGAAGUGCACAAAUGCUACGGCCUCACUUCCGGUUCCGCCGCCUCGUUUUACACUGAAAAGGGCAACGAACUGGAUUACGUCCAGACUUACCGAAAGAACAAAGGGAAUAACUGCGGCAAAGGGGAGUGUAGCGUGAAGAAGGCAAACUCAUGCUGCUCGUCCAAGAAGAGGCAGAUUACGGGCGUGCAAAUGGUGCGCUUCAUGGAGCCGUGUUCGCCUUUGCCGCGCUGCCGCAAGAUGGCGCGUGCGGAGCUUGAGGAGCGGGCCGGUGCUCAGAAUUGUACAAGUGUUGAUGAGAUUGGUGAGCCGUUCAUUGUGCUUCAGGAUGGAACCCAUUUUAGUCUCGGGGUUGGAAAGCUGGGCAAGUUCAGUGCGGAGGAGCUUCAGGGGCAUCUUGAGGCCAAUGGAAAGGAGAGACUUUCGGGCGAGAAGAUUGCGGAACUGCUUGAGAUUCAGGUCAUCAAGAGUGAGUAG